AUGCUUAAAAGUGUUAUACCAGACUCUUCUGAACUGGUUUUCAUGAGUGAAAGAAAUCAGAGUCUGAUCUUCGCUAUAGGAAGCGUGUUUCCAGAGGCUCACCAUGGGCAUUGUUUAUGGCAUUUGAAGGAAAAGGUGAAAUGGCAUGCUGGUAACGUCAACAAGGUUAUAGUCGGACAUAAAUUUAUGGAGUUGGGCAGAUAUUACACGGUGGAUGACUUCAACUCUGCUUACGACUCAUUUGAAAAAAGAUAUCCUACUGUGUACAAGUAUGUGCAGGAACAUACUGAAAAGGACAAAUGGGCAAGAGUUUUUUUCCCACGUGACAGGUACAACUUCGAUACAAUCAACAGUGUGGAAUCAAUGAAGAGCGUGUUUAAAGAGGCAACGACGUGGGCAUUAAUACCAAUGUUGGAUUGUACCGUCAGGAAAUUCUCUGAUUGGUUCACUCAACGGAAGGAAGCUGUUUCUAGAUCAAUCGAUACAAGCCUGGUGCCUCUGGUUGAGAACUACUUGCACGGUCUAUGGGAUGUUGCACAAAAGCUAUCUGUACGGGAGAUUAAUAGUUAUGAGCUUAAGUACGAGAUCACUGACACUGCUGGAAAGAUGUUUUGGGCGAGCUUGGUUGAAAAAUCUUGUACUUGCAAGGUGUGGGAUUAUGAAAAGUUUCCUUGCCUGCACGGACUGGCAGCUUACAUCUAUUUCACUACGAAUGUUGAUGGCGGCCUUAAUAUCCAUGAGCUGUGCUCAAAAUACUAUUGGACGGAAUUGUGGGCUUUGGCGUAUGACAGGACACUUUGUGUUGUGCCCGACAUGUCUUCUUGGAAUGUACCAGAUCAGAUUAAGGAGGUGAAGAUCAUACCUCCGGAUCGCAUCAGGAGGAAGGGAAGGAAAAGAGUUGGAUGA
Messenger RNA from Raphanus sativus (radish), 906 nucleotides. RefSeq lists its product as uncharacterized. The transcript has a single exon. The coding region runs from base 1 to 906 and encodes 301 amino acids. NCBI's taxonomy places the organism in Eukaryota, Viridiplantae, Streptophyta, Magnoliopsida, Brassicales, Brassicaceae. The record is from RefSeq and is a predicted model, not a curated record. Gene Ontology annotation, molecular function: zinc ion binding.